AUGCCAAGUCCAUUUAUUCAUAUUGGUUAUGCAUUGGGCCUUGGAACAUUAAUCAUGGUGUCCACAAAAGGAUCUUUCACAGCCGUUCAUUGUCUUUUAUUGGCUUUAAAUGGAUUUAUUGGACCUGAUAUUGGAAAUUUUAUUGCUUGGUGUUUUUCAGUGAGUUCUCCUACGAUAGCUGAUCAAGCCAUGACAUGGAUUCAUCAUAGUAUUGGAUAUGUUCUGAUAAUUGCACCUUUGAUGUCAUUUUUAUCUUCUCGAUUAACACGAAAAAUAAUGAACUGGAAAUACAUAAAAUCAUUCGAUACUGAUCCGUCAAAUGUGAACAGAGAGCAAACAAAUAGAAGUUUAGUGCCUUUAAGUAUGAAAGAUUGUUAUUUAUUAGCAGUUGCUGGAUGCUUAUUACAUUUUCAACUCGAUCAUAUCUUUGAAGAGGAUGGUCAAGAUAACUUCUAUCGGUGGAUUCUAUCAACUGGCUAUUUCAAAAAGCCAAUGCUUUCUUUAUCACCAUUUUCUGUAAUUUAUGUCGGUUUAUCUACUUCGAUAUUAUUUUUUGGAUUUGCUUGGAUUCAUUUAUUUUCUUCUGUUUCUCAAGCGACACUAACGAUUAGACUAAAAUAUACUUCUUUAUUAUUUUUAAUUGUUUGUAGUUUCUAUUUUAGCUUUUUAAUCGUGUCUAAAGUUAUUCUAGAAAAGAAGGCUGUGGUUGGAGAAGAAGCAGAUUUAGGUGUUUUAGUUUUCAUAAUUGGAUUUCAUUUUCUACCUUUUAUUUUGUGUUUACUUUCUACGAGUGGCUGA
Molecule: messenger RNA, 798 nt
Organism: Rotaria socialis
Lineage: Eukaryota; Metazoa; Rotifera; Eurotatoria; Philodinida; Philodinidae
Source: the annotation of a GenBank genome assembly